This is a messenger RNA of Gadus macrocephalus (Pacific cod), 3031 nucleotides long. RefSeq names its product interferon-induced protein with tetratricopeptide repeats 2-like. Gene Ontology annotation, molecular function: protein binding. Lineage: Eukaryota; Metazoa; Chordata; Actinopteri; Gadiformes; Gadidae. Gene Ontology annotation, biological process: defense response to virus. Bases 850 to 2382 code for a protein of 510 amino acids. Gene Ontology annotation, cellular component: cytosol. The transcript is spliced from 2 exons. The record is from RefSeq and is a predicted model, not a curated record.
AAAAGAAAACGCUAACCCCAAAAUAAUUCUAACAAAAGGUUUCUCAGCAGUUUUUUGUAGCAUUAGGUGUUCUCAAUAACAUACUAAAAGUUGACCAAAGAUUGACCACUAGAAAGCGUCCAAGAUGGGCAGGAAGCCCUGACCCUAACUCCUUCAUUAUUUGACCUAGCCAUGUAAUCUUGGUGUCUAACCCCAUGUUUACUGGGUCAAUGAAUCCAUUGGACUAAAAUGCACUGACAUGAUUAGAAAAAGGUCAAAAACCAGCCGGCUGUGGCUUAACUAUCAGAAGAUGCCGGAGACAGCCCAAGCUCUGAUCAAAGCAGAUCGUACAGGAUCUUGGAAGAUGCACUUGCGCGCAAUGUUGGACUGUCUGCCAAUAUUUUCCGCCGCAGAGCACGGCAACUAUCUGAAAUCGGCAUAUUUCUACCUCCAAGAAAUGUGCCAACUCGAAACCAGACACCCUCAUGUACAUGACAAGUUUUCCAGGGGUUUCCAUGUGAUCCGCCGCAGCAACCAGGACUGGCAGGCCUUAGCUCUGACCUUGUCCUCAAGCAGACAUUGAUGCGAUCCUUAAAAAGCAGUGGAGGUUUGACCCAUGGAAGUGGAAUGACUGAGGAAAUGCAAGCAUUGUGGACCAUGUCUACACCCAUCACAUCGGAAUACAACAACGCCAUGCAGGAAUUCAAUGACCUCACCAACACGAGCAGCACAUAGAAUCCUCAGAAGCAAGGAUGAAUAGAGACCACUCUGAUUUAGAAAAGAUCUGGGAAAAGCUUAGCAUUUGCACACCAUUCUCUCCAGACCCAUCUCUGAGAAACAUUGUAACUGGUGUUGCCAAAGAGGAGGUGAAUGUGCCGAAACCUAUCAACACGCGUUGUCCACUGGAGAGUAGAUAACACCUGCCGAAAUAAAGUUCCACCUUUAUGUCUAACGUCACUUUAUGGCCCCAUACAAGUUAUAUAUUACGGAUCACUGUUCAGUCGUCCUCCACAAACCACUGAGCUGUCAAGGAGAGCCGAGAUGAGUGCGGUUCCAAGUCCCCCGACCCUGAGGGCCCGACUGGAGACCUUCGAGUGCCACUUCACGUGGAACCUGAACAGCCAAAGAAAGGACCUUUUCCUUCUCCGGGACAUACUGGAGGACAUCGGCGCCGAGGACGGCAACCUCUGGCGGGGACACAUCUACAACCUGCAGGCCUACGUCCACUUCCUCCUGGCCUCUGAAGAGGAGACCCCAGGCUCCACCAUGAGCGACGCCCUGCGCUGCUUCGGCCAGGCGGGGGAGGCCUUCCGGCAGGUGAGGAACCCCGUGGCGGACGACGGUCCCUGGCUGCUGGUCAACUACGGCAACCUGGCCUGGCUGCACUACCACCGGGAGGAGUGGUCCGAGAGCCUCGCGUACUUGGGCAAGGCGGAGGCACUGCUGCGAGAAUACCCGUCUCCGAUACAGGGGCAGCCCCAUCAGGUGGUCCUGGCCGAGAAAGCAUGGACCCUCAUGAACUUCGGCCAGGCCGGCAAACGCAGUGCGGUGGAGCUCUUCGGGAAAGCCAUCGAGGUGCAACCAGCAGGCCCCGUUGAGUGGACCACCAGCCAUGCGUUGGCCUUGGCGACGUCUUCUCCUCCAUACACCUCGUCACCAGAGCAGGAGGCGGACAUCUUGGAGACCCUGAGAUGCGCCGUUGAAGGCGAUCCAGACAACUUGUACAUUGCUGUGGUGUACCUUGGGAGACGCGCCAUGACCGACAGCACAGGGAUCGCAGAGCGAGCCCGUGAGCUGACCGAGGAGGUGCUGAAAAGAUCCCAGACCAGCUACAGCGGGAUCCGACCCUUGCUGAGAGUCUACAGUGAGCACGUGUCCCUUGAUGAGGCCAUCGACGUGGCGAAAGAGGCUCUAGAGAGGCAUCCGACCAAUCGGCACCUCAAAUACGGCCUGGCAAACUGCUACAAGUGGAAGAUCUUCUCAGACAGGGACAGGGACAGUCCCUUGAUCGAGGACCUGAGGAGUCGAGCCAUCGGUCUCUAUGAGGAGCUGUGCAGCCUGUAUCCUCAUUCUUUCCUAUUGGGGAGGAUCGCCCUGGCGAGUUUAUACGCACAGUCAAGGAAUCCUGACAACAUGGAAGCUGACAAGAUAUUUAGGGAUUUGUUGGAAAUUGAUUUAGAGCCAGCCCAGCGGCAAAUACUUUAUAACAAAUAUGCAAAAUUCCUCCACUUCAGCCUUCAAGACCGACGGAGGUCAAUAGAUUAUCUCAUGAAGGCAGCAGAAAUACUGCAUUCCUCCAGGUUUCGGAGAGAGAGCAUAGACAUUCUGACCCAGAUUAUGAAUAGAAGGAUGGACCGAAUGUCUGGUGAAAUUGAGGACUUUCUGGCCCAACUAACCUUGUAGCUUAGCACACAAUAAAAAAAAAUCACAUGUUACAUAAUUAGACAAAAUCCUUUAUUUAUUAAAUAUGGCACCAACUUUCGGAUGUCUUUCAGUGUUGAAAUCUGCCAUACAAUGGAAGAAUGAUUACAAAGCGCAUAUUUUGUAAUCACCAAGGACUUUUUGGUGAUUACAAAAUAGUUUUAUUUAAGACUGAAAAAAAUACAAUUAGGCGAAUGAAUAUUCGUAAUGCCUCUUAUCUCAAUUGUUUUAUGUUUUUCAAAAAGUUAGAUUGUCCAGAGGGAGGAGGAAUGGACUGAACUGGGUGGGGAUCCUCCACCUCCACUCACCAUUGGCUAUCGGGUCAAAGUUCCUUGCAAACGUGACACGUUAUGGAAUGGCAUUUCCCUGUUUAUUUUGAAGUCUCAAUAAGAAUGAAAAAAGAGACAGAACACGCUAAAUUAAAAUAAUACGUAGAAAGACAGAAUGGACUAGUCGUUUCCUCUUCGGCUCUUCUUGUGACUUUUCUUUGAACUCCUGCUAUGGGAAACAGGUUGGAUUUAGUAAUUUAAUCACGAAUGUUACGAUUUGGGCUUUUUGUUGAUUGCUUAUCAAGACAUGUUAUUGCUGAGAAAUGAACAGCGAUGAAUAAACAAAAACAGUGGUAUCCUGA